UAGGGUUUCCGACUCCCACACGACAGCCUCCCGCUUUUCCGACCCAUUCGAAAUGGCCAAAAAUCCCUUAUAAAAUCGUCCCCGACUCUUCGAUCUCAGUCGCAGCCCCAUCCUUCUCCUCCUUAGAGCCCGUGCGCCGAGCCGAGAGGUGCGAAACCCUAAAUCGCUUCUUCCUUCGAUUCGCCGGCGGAGGAGGAGGAGGAACUUCGUCGCUUCGGAGAUCCCAAUCCGAGUUUUGUGAAAUGGCAAUGGAGAUUACCCAGAUUUUGUUAUCUGCCCAAUCUCCCGAUGGGCAGAUUCGAACUGCUGCAGAGGAAAACCUCAAGCAGUUUCAGGAACAGAAUCUUCCCCAUUUCCUCCUUUCAUUAUCUGUUGAGCUCUCAAAUGACCAAAAGCCUCCGGAAUCUCGAAGGCUUGCUGGCAUUAUCCUUAAGAAUUCCUUAGAUGCAAAGGACUCAAUUAGAAAAGAAGAACUUACUCAGCGAUGGGUCAGUGUGAUCUCUUCUAUCAAAAUCCAAAUCAAGGAAUCUUUAUUAAGGACUCUUGGAUCAUCUGUACCGGAAGCACGGCACACCUCGUCGCAAGUGAUUGCCAAGGUUGCUUCUAUCGAGAUCCCCAGGCGGGAAUGGCAGGAACUCAUCGGGCAGUUAUUAAACAACAUGACCCAGCAGCAGGCACCUGCUCCUCUGAAACAAGCAACCUUGGAGGCACUGGGGUAUAUCUGCGAGGAGGUAUCUCCUCAGGACUUGGAGCAGGAACAAGUGAAUGCUGUUCUAACUGCUGUUGUUCAGGGUAUGAAUCAGACAGAGCAUAACUUUGAAGUCCGACUUGCUGCUGUCAGAGCACUGUACAAUGCUCUUCAAUUUGCUCAGACUAACUUUGAGAAUGAGAUGGAGAGGAAUUUCAUCAUGAAAGUUGUCUGUGAGACCGCUGUAUCUAAAGAGCUGGAGAUCAGACAGGCAGCCUUUGAGUGCCUUGUUGCUAUAGCCUCUAUGUAUUAUGAGAUUCUUGAGCCAUACAUGCAGGCAUUGUUCACUUUGACCUCUAAUGCUGUGAGUGGAGAUGAGGAGCCUGUUGCUCUGCAAGCUGUUGAAUUCUGGAGUUCUGUCUGUGAUGAAGAGAUUGAACUCCAAGACGAGUAUGGCGGAGCUGAUGAGGGGAACUCUUCUGUUCAUUCUCAUUUUAUUGAAAAGGCUCUUCCUGUGUUAGUACCGAUGCUGUUAGAAACACUGCUGAAGCAAGAGGAGGAUCAGGACCAAGAUGAUGGUAUCUGGAAUCUGUCCAUGGCUGGUGGGACGUGCCUUGGACUUGUUGCAAGGACCGUCGGGGAUGCUGUUGUGCCCCUUGUGAUGCCUUUUGUCGAGAGUAACAUAACAAAGAGUGAUUGGCGCAGCCGUGAGGCUGCCACUUUUGCAUUUGGGUCUAUUCUUGAAGGUCCAUCCCUUGAAAAGCUCACACCACUGGUUCAUGCUGGCCUGGAUUUCUUGCUCAAUGCAAUGAAAGACCAAAAUAGUCAUGUCAAGGACACGACAGCCUGGACUCUUGGAAGGAUUUUUGAAAUAUUGCAUUCUACGAGUAGUGCUUACCCAGUAAUAACUCCAGCAAACCUUCCUCGUAUCAUGUCUGUGUUGUUAGAAAGUAUCAGAGAUAUCCCCAAUGUGGCUGAGAAGGUUUGUGGAGCCAUUUAUUUUCUUGCCCAGGGUUAUGAGGAUUCAGGGGCAAAUUUGUCAGUGUUCACACCUUUUCUUGGUGACAUUAUUUCAGCUCUCCUUUCUACAGCUGAUCGUGCAGAUACUAAUAAUUCUAGGCUUCGAUCUUCUGCAUAUGAGACUUUGAAUGAGAUAGUUAGAUCCACUAAUAUAUCAGAAACUUCAAACAUGAUAGCCCAUCUACUUCAUGAAAUUAUGAACAGAUUAAGCCGGACUCUAGAGCUCGAAAUAGUGUCCUCAGAUGACCGGGAAAGACAAAGUGAUCUGCAAGCCCUGCUAUGUGGUGUUAUUCAAGUAAUAGUUCAGAAGCUGAGUGGCUCGGAUGAGACAAAAUCCAUAAUUCUUCAGUCUGCUGAUCAGAUGAUGAUCUUGUUCCUUCGAGUCUUUGCUUGCCGCAGUUCUACUGUACAUGAGGAAGCAAUGCUUGCUAUUGGGGCCCUUGCUUAUGCUACCGGGCCGGAAUUUGCCAAGUACAUGCCUGAGUUCUAUAAGUAUCUAGAAAUGGGCUUGCAAAAUUUUGAGGAGUAUCAAGUCUGCUCCAUCUCAGUUGGGGUGGUUGGUGACAUCUGCCGUGCCCUGGAUGAAAGGGUUCUUCCCUUUUGUGAUGGUAUUAUGAGUCAACUUCUUAAGGACCUCUCUAAUUCCAUGCUCCAUCGAUCUGUCAAGCCUCCUAUAUUCUCAUGCUUUGGUGAUAUUGCCCUUGCAAUUGGCGAGCAUUUUGAGAAAUAUGUUCCCUAUGCAUUGCCAAUGCUUGAAGGAGCUGCAGAGCUCUGUGCACAUCUGGAUGCUAGUGACGAGGAUAUGCUGGAUUACGGGAAUCAGCUUAGACGAGGCAUUUUUGAGGCCUACUCUGGUAUACUUCAGGGAUUCAAGAAUUCCAAGGCAGAGCUGAUGAUACCUUAUGCAAACCAUCUGUUGCAGUUCACUGAAGUAGUCUUCAGAGAUAUGAACAGGGAUGAGGGAGUGACUAAAGCUGCAGUUGCUGCGAUGGGUGAUCUUGCUGAUACACUCGGUCCAAACACAAAGGUCUUGUUCAAAGACUGCACUUUCUACAUUGAUUUCUUGGGGGAGUGCCUUCAGUCUGAUGAUGACCAGUUGAAGGAGACUGCAACUUGGACUAAAGGGAUGAUUGCGCGAGUGUUGGUUUCCUGAGGUGGAGCCUAUUUUGCAGUAAGAUGCUGGUCCAUUUCCUGGUUAUACUCAAUACCAUAGUCUUUCAGAUCACAGAAGUCGUCUCAAGGUCUUAGGGUGUUGUUUUUUGAUAGCUGUUCGGUUUUUUUGGACCUUAUAGAGUGGCAAUGUUUUGCCACUUAAAAGGGUUAAUAGUGAUGGCUGUGGUUCUUGAGUGUGUUGUUUAACUAUUGCAUCCACUACUUUGUGGCGAUCAGUCAUUUGGAAUGUAGUAGCUGUCCAAUUCAUUGGAUACAAACCAUGUAUCAUUUGUUAGUAAAGAUUUUGAUUUCGUUCUUCUAGGAUCAAA
This is a messenger RNA of Phoenix dactylifera (date palm), 3189 nucleotides long. Its product is annotated as importin subunit beta-1-like. NCBI's taxonomy places the organism in Eukaryota, Viridiplantae, Streptophyta, Magnoliopsida, Arecales, Arecaceae. Gene Ontology annotation, biological process: protein import into nucleus. The record is from RefSeq and is a predicted model, not a curated record. Gene Ontology annotation, molecular function: small GTPase binding.